GUGGAUGAAGAUGUGGCGCCGCGGCGCGUACUGCCCAGAGGGAUUAUGCACCGAUAGGAAGCUGCCUGACGGACUGUCUGUCUAUAUCGGUCCAGCAAUACAAGCAUGUCGGCUUGUGCUUCUACCAUUUUCUUAUCUAAGAGGCUGCCUUCGGAUGUACAAUGUUUUGGAAGCCUAUAGAUGAGAAUGGCGCUGUACUGACAUACGCAAAGGGGUUCCUUCGAUAGCUCCAAGUGCAACGAGAUGGGGUUACCUGAACGUGGAAGCGGCUCCCUCGGUGACCCGCUGCACAGAGAGCCCGGUCCGAUCGAGACCUUCCAGAGAGUUUCUCCGGUAGCAAUAUCGACAAUAAGGACAUUGUCUGGCGCACGGGAACCAAUGAAUGCAAGCAGAGGGAAGUUGGUGGAGAAAAGCGGUAUGCUGCCUCUCUCAGGCGUACUGUCCAGAUAGCCGUGUGGAACGAAGUGGCCCCGAGGCGAGUCCGUCACAACCGACGCCACUGCAGCUGCAUGAACUUGGAGGUCCUGGAUGGCGGCCGGCGAAGGAAACUGGACUGGGGUGGUAACGAGGCGACCGCGACUGUACAGCGGUGGAGAUGAGGGGGCCUGAGUAUCGACGGAGCGCCGUCAUAUCUUCAGUCAGGAGUGCUUCGCCCUAAAGACGAGGAAGCCCUGAGAAAGGUCGAAGCGACUCGUCCCGACAUGAUCCUGGCUGAGUGCCCAAAAUUGUCCUCCAGAGCCCGUACGGAUAAUCCACCGUUCAUCGUCAGAGCGACACUGGUAUUUUUCUGCUCGUCAAUACUGAAGCUGAGGACGUUACCCGGACUCGCUGGCUGAUAUCCUCCCUCGUGCACAUAUCCG
Messenger RNA from Dichomitus squalens LYAD-421 SS1, 860 nucleotides. RefSeq lists its product as uncharacterized. Bases 244 to 450 code for a protein of 68 amino acids. The record is from RefSeq and is a predicted model, not a curated record. The transcript is spliced from 2 exons. Lineage: Eukaryota; Fungi; Basidiomycota; Agaricomycetes; Polyporales; Polyporaceae.